AUGACCAGUCCUGCCAUGAAUGUUCCAGAGUCAAGUACAAAAACCAACAUCCAACUGCCAGUUAAUGCUGCUUCUACUGCUAGUGAUUUUGCUGCUAUAUUGCUUCAUCGGUAUUUUCCAUUACAUGGUCUCCCAGACCCCAUACAAUCUCAUCGUGGUACCCAGUUCACCAGUGCAACAUUCCAAAAACUCAUGGAUAUCCUCCGGGUCAAAUCAACCAUUUCGGUCACAAAUCACUAA
Molecule: messenger RNA, 240 nt
Organism: Hemisphaericaspora subhashii
Lineage: Eukaryota; Fungi; Ascomycota; Pichiomycetes; Serinales; Debaryomycetaceae
Exons: 2
Coding region: 1-240 (79 amino acids)
Molecular function (GO): nucleic acid binding
Source: RefSeq, a predicted model, not a curated record